Molecule: messenger RNA, 8239 nt
Organism: Sinocyclocheilus grahami
Lineage: Eukaryota; Metazoa; Chordata; Actinopteri; Cypriniformes; Cyprinidae
Product: adenylate cyclase type 5-like
Exons: 21
Coding region: 1911-5483 (1190 amino acids)
Biological process (GO): adenylate cyclase-activating G protein-coupled receptor signaling pathway; intracellular signal transduction; cAMP biosynthetic process
Cellular component (GO): plasma membrane
Molecular function (GO): adenylate cyclase activity
Source: RefSeq, a predicted model, not a curated record
UGACCAAUAGAAAAAUUGAUUGGCAACUUAUGCAACCUUCUAUCCAAUAGAAUCGCAGAUAAGGCGGGGCCUAAAGAUCACACUUGGUUGAAUGGAAAUACAAAGACAAGUAGCACCAAAACGAAGGAUAACGCUUAAUCAAUUCUGUGUGCGCUUCGGUUUUGUUCAUCUGCAGGGAAAGGACGCGCAGCUCCAUCCGGCACUGUCAAUACGCAGCUCCGCGCGAGCAGGGCGGAUUCGACGCUCCUGUGGCGUGACAACUCAUCUUCUCAUCUAGACGCCAGCGCUGGUGAUAUUGCUGCUACUGCAGCAGGAGCGUUGGAGAUACCUAUCUGCACAGCACGGAUGAAGACUCCUUCACCAAAGGACACUUGUGAGGUCAUCUUGUGGUGACGCAACUGGCCAUGCAGGAGCGUUGGAAAGCUCAGGUUUUCACAGCAAUCAUGAUAAUCAUCUAGUGGGCGACCUCUUAUUCACAGGUGCACAGCUUGCGUGGAUCAAUGCAUAGGCUACUCACCAUGGAGUCGUGCUCUGCACUUCUAGCUCAGACCAAACCACACUUUUGCGGACACUAUUUGCUCCUGUCAUGAAACCGUGGAGAUCUAGCGUGAUGGGCGUAGGGUCAGUUCUCAUUAAUCUUGACUAAAUAACGCAGUUUUAAGGAGUGUGCGAAUUAUUCAGUGACUUAAUGGUGGGCAGACUAUUUUGUUUGUUAGCUUCCGUUUAUCGACGAUACGCGCUCUGACUAACUUGUAUAAUAACUCUUAACAGUGCUGAAACGACUAACUUAUAUAACUCUUAACAGUGCUGAAACGACUAACUUAUAUAACUCUUAACAGUGCUGAAACGUUUCAAACAUAUAUACAGGUCUACUUACCUACAUAUACUGUAUAAUUGUGUAUAAGUCUUAAUUAGGGGGUUGAAUCGCUAAAAUGCCCCCUAGUAAUUUGCACCCAGGGGUGGUUUGUGCAUUAGUGCAUUAGUAUCUAUGAAUGGAAACGGGGCGCACAAUUACUCCCUCUGCGUUUACCUCCUCUAAGGCUCUAGCCACCCGAGGAUGUGUCCCAAACGACUACUUUGUAUAUUUAAUCAUUUAAAGUCCUCUGUGAUGUAAAAGCGAGCGGAUUGACUUGCAGAAUGUGUUUCUCUCUCAGAGAGUUUGACUAGAACGACUGUAGCCUACCCACUUUACAUUGGUCCUAAUUUAUAAAAGCAGUAUGCAAAAUGCUGCUUUUAUAAAUUACAAAAUGGACCACUUUUACUAGUUCUUUUUUCAAUGAGAUGCACGUCUAUAUAUAUCACGCACACAUCAUUUUGGUUUGGGCUACUUUUUAUUUUAAAUCACCAGCUAACUGCAAAGUUGUGUCUUAAAUGGGCAAAUGACUUUAAUAUAGGCUGUGUUCCCCCAAAGUAACCCCCUCUUUAGUGUAAGAACAAUUUAUUUGGGAUCACAUACACAUGAUUGACAAGUGUAAUAGCCUAUACAGUGUGCGAAUAAUUUAAAUCUGUCACCAAUCUGUUUCGGUUCGUUUCGCGUAACCCAUUUUGGUGUCUCUUGCACAAAAACAAAACGCUAACGGCUUUAUUAUACAUUUGUGUCGUUGCACCUAUAGUAACUUAAUAAAUAAUAACAGUAGUUAUGUAUCGUUCAAUACAAACAGCUGUUAAGCAGCUGUUGCUAUGGUUUCCUCCUCAAGCAAAUGCAGUUUCUGUUCGCGAGUGUAGGCUGUAGAUUUAGCGCACUCCGACUAACUUGCGCGGCUACUGAAACGUUAUUUGAAAACGUAUAUAUGUUUAUGUAAAAACAAAACAAACUCGUAAGACCUCCGAAUUUUUCUUUGUUUAUUAGGAAGUAAAAACCCCCAUAAUUCGCACUCUGAAGUCAUUUAUUGCAUGUAGUACUCGAGAUCAUGUCCAGAUCUAACAGCGUGAGCCCACCCGGCGCUGGCGCUCCUGGACUGAGGGGAGGGACGGAGCACAGAUCCGCUUGGGGCGAGUCUGAGUCCGUGGCGAACGGAUGUCCAUACUCGGCCAGAUCCUCCUGCAAAAAGCUCAUACGGUCCAACAGCCGGUGGAGAGAGGACGAUGACUUCGAGCGACAACCGGGCCGAGCCACGACCACCGUCAGCCGGGUUAGUUUCAGAUCCAAGUCUGCCUGGCAAGAACACGGGGAGGAGAGCCGCAACAAUAACAGAUCUUCCCCGAGGUACCGAGAUGGAGAAGUGAGACCCAAGUCCGUGGAGCUGGGUUUGGAGGACAGGAGAACCAAAUCCAAACCAGAGGAAGAGCUCAUGCCUGAAGUGAACUUUUCCAUGAGCGCGUGCUGCAACGGCGUGAUGCAGAUUUUCAAAUCCAAGAAGUUCCAGUCGGAGAAGUUGGAGAGGCUUUACCAGCGCUACUUCUUCCGACUCAACCAGAGCAGCUUGACGAUGCUCAUGGCCGUCUUGGUGCUGGUGUGCGCGGUGAUGCUGGGGUUCCACUGCACUGGAGUAGUGUGUCGGGUCACUUACGUGGUGGUUUUCUCCACGGCAAUCUUGCUCAUCCUCACGCUGAUGGUCGUGUGCAACAGGAACGGCUUCCAUCAGGAUCACAUGUGGAUAGUUUGCUAUGUGCUCAUUUUGGUGGUGCUGACUGUACAGGUGAUCGGUUUGCUGCUUGUGGAGCCGCGCAGCGCGUCUGAAGGCAUCUGGUGGACCGUGUUUUUCAUCCAUGUCAUUUACACACUUCUGCCGGUGAGGAUGAGAGCAGCGGUCAUCACUGGAAUAAUACUGUCUGCCAUACAUGUGCUGGUCUCAUGGAAGUUAAACGAAAUGGACAUCUUUUUGUGGAAACAGCUUGUGUCCAAUGUCCUGAUCUUCUCCUGCACUAAUAUAGUUGGCGUGUGCACACACUACCCAGCAGAAGGCUCACAAAGGCAAGCCUUCCAGGAGACCAGAGAAUGUAUUCAAGCCCGUCUGCACUCUCAGAGAGAAAACCAGCAACAGGAACGCCUCCUCCUCUCUGUGCUUCCUCGACAUGUCGCCAUGGAGAUGAAAGCCGACAUAAAUGCCAAACAAGAAGAUAUGAUGUUCCACAAGAUCUAUAUUCAAAAGCAUGACAAUGUGAGUAUCCUCUUUGCCGACAUCGAGGGCUUCACCAGUCUGGCUUCCCAGUGCACGGCCCAGGAGUUAGUGAUGACCCUCAACGAGCUCUUUGCACGAUUCGACAAACUGGCCGCCGAGAAUCACUGUCUGCGGAUUAAGAUCCUGGGCGACUGCUACUACUGCGUGUCCGGGCUGCCCGAGGCCCGUGCCGACCAUGCGCACUGCUGCGUGGAGAUGGGUGUAGACAUGAUCGAAGCAAUCUCGUUGGUGAGGGAAGUCACCGGCGUCAACGUUAACAUGCGUGUGGGUAUACACAGCGGGCGAGUCCACUGUGGGGUGCUGGGAUUAAGGAAGUGGCAGUUUGAUGUCUGGUCCAAUGAUGUCACCUUGGCCAAUCACAUGGAAGCUGGGGGCAAAGCAGGGCGUAUUCAUAUCACCAAGGCCACCCUGAACUAUCUGAAUGGUGAUUAUGAUGUAGAACCUGGAUUUGGUGGAGAAAGAAACGUCUAUCUCAAGAAGCACAACAUUGAAACCUACCUCAUAGUGGGCUGCAGUCAGAAGCGGACAGAAGAAAAGGCAAUGAUUGCUAAGAUGAACCGUACCAACUCUGUCACGCAUAAUAGCACUCACUGGACAGACCGACCCUUCUACAAUCACCUGGGUGGCAAUCAGGUUUCCAAGGAGAUGAAGAGGAUGGGAUUUGAGGAUCCCAAAGACAAACAUUUCAUUUUCAGAAACGCACAAGAAAACCUGAACCCUGAGGAUGAGGUGGACGAGUUUUUGGGCCGUGCCAUUGACGCUCGAAGCAUCGACCGAUUACGGUCCGAACAUGUCAAGAAAUUUCUGCUGACGUUCCGAGAACCUGACCUGGAGAAGAAGUACUCCAAACAGGUAGACGACAGGUUUGGAGCAUACGUAGCCUGCGCUUCCCUCGUCUUUUUAUUCAUCUGCUUCAUUCAAAUCGUCAUUGUGCCACACUCUGGGUUGAUGGUUGGCUUCUAUAUGUUGUGCCUCGUCCUCCUGAUGACCGUCAUGUUCAUCUCAGCCAUUUACUCCUGUUUUGGGUUUUUCCCUGUGCCUCUGCAAACUCUGUCAAAAAGGAUUGUUCAGUCCAGACUCAACAGCACCCUGGUGGGGGUUUUUACAAUCGUCCUGGUCUUUCUCUCCGCUUUCAUUAACAUUUUCACCUGCAGUACGGAUGACCUGAAGACAUGUUUAGGGCAGGAGUUUAACAUCAGCCCCAGUGAUGUGAAUGCUUGCCAUGUCGGCAGCUCUUCCUUCAACUACACUCUCUGGUCUCAGGACAGCCUCUGCAACAGCUUGUCACCUGCCUGCAAUUUCCCAGAGUAUUUCUCGUCAUGUGUGCUGCUCAGUUUACUGGCCUGCUCAGUGUUCCUACAGAUCAGCAGUAUUGGUAAACUCUUCCUCAUGCUCUUCAUUGAGAUCCUGUACGUGCUUAUCAUGGAGGUGCCUGAGGUCAGCCUUUUUGACAACGUGGACCUGCUGGUCAUGGCCAAUGCCAUAGAGUAUAUUAAUGGAACAAGCUGUGCGAUAGACACCCGGGUUCCUCUAAAGAUCAUGACUCCAGUUGUCAUCACAGUUUUUGUGCUGGCUCUCUACCUUCAUGCACAGCAGGUGGAGUCUACAGCCAGACUAGACUUCCUCUGGAAGUUACAGGCCACAGAGGAGAAAGAGGAGAUGGAAGAACUUCAGGCCUACAACCGUCGGCUUCUCCACAACAUCUUGCCCAAAGAUGUAGCCGCACACUUUCUGGCGCGCGAGCGGCGGAAUGACGAGCUGUAUUAUCAGUCGUGUGAAUGUGUGGCUGUCAUGUUUGCCUCUAUCAGCAAUUUCUCUGAGUUCUACGUGGAACUGGAGGCCAAUAAUGAAGGUGUGGAGUGCUUGAGACUACUCAACGAGAUCAUCGCUGACUUUGAUGAGAUCAUUAGUGAGGAUCAGUUUCGUCAACUAGAAAAGAUCAAAACCAUUGGCAGCACCUACAUGGCCGCAUCUGGGCUUAAUGACUCCACUUAUGAUAAAACAGGAAGGUCACACAUUCGUGCUCUUGCCGACUACGCUAUGCGCCUCAUGGACCAGAUGAAGUACAUCAAUGAACACUCUUUCAAUAACUUCAAAAUGAAGAUCGGUCUCAAUAUAGGUCCCGUCGUGGCUGGUGUCAUAGGGGCUCGUAAACCGCAAUAUGACAUAUGGGGGAAUACUGUGAAUGUAGCCAGCCGUAUGGACAGCACUGGGGUACCUGAGAGAAUACAGGUCACAACUGACCUCUACCAGGUUCUCAGCUCCUAUAACUACACACUGGAGUGCAGAGGCGUUGUGAAAGUCAAGGGCAAAGGAGAAAUGACAACCUACUUCCUAAAUGGAGGACCCAACAGCAGUUAACACUCAACGUCUAAUAUUCAGAACAUUUUUUAGAUAAUACGAGGACGAGACGCUGUGGGCCGGGCCUGCCAGGCUGUAGAAGGGCAUCCUCUUGGACCAAUCACAAUAGGAUUUGUUCGGAAACAGCCCUCAGCCAGUCUAAGAGUGGCCUCUUUGCACACUGAGACUUCCUAUAGGAUUAACAGAGGGCUUUGGCCCCUUUAUUUAAGGCAUGGAACAGCUCAGAAAGACGGUUCAUCCUCAGAGACCAAAGAAACAAAGGAAUCUCAAGGCAUAUACAAAGCAGUUCUCCCAGUCUUAUAUUGCCAAGAGAGGACAGAUGAACUGCAUUCUCUGCACCUGGCUUUGGCGCUCUCAGGUGUGGCUGGACUGCGAUCAUACACCACCGAGUGGUCCUGGUGGCUCCAUAACAACUGCAUGAACACUGAAGCCAAUAUACCUGUAAAACACAUGUUUUAUGUGUAUAUGAUUCAUCAGUGUAUGUAAAGAGUUCUGUUCAUAUGGUCUUGUCGCGUUCAACACUGUCUAGGUGAUAUCACAGUAUAGAGAUAUCACAAUGAGCUAAUAUAUGGUAGAAGGCCGUAGUGAGCACAGCAGCUCUGCAAACCCUUUAUGGUUUCCUGAACUUUGCUGCAGCGACUGUGGUUGUUACUGGUAAGGGAGCAGGCAUUGACAGUGUUACCUCUGAAUGAUCUAGAGUUGAGAAUUAAGCCCCGUUCAUGCCGCCGCCGACUUGAAAUGACCCAAAGUCAUUCAUUUUCAUUGUUGGGAUUUGCUCAGGUCCAAUCUGAUGGAGCAUAUCAAUCUGUCUUCAGUCAGAAACUUUAGUCAAGAAUCAUUUAGACUAAAUUUUGUCCUUACAGUCAGCAAUUUAUGUCUUUAAUCAUGUGCAGGGUCAGUAUUUAAAAAACGAUACAUAUGACAAUUAAAUGUAUGUGGACCCAAAUAGGCCAGCGUUUAUGCUUUCGGCACAGAUAAAUUGACCACCCAGAUUGACAAAGAGCACGCACUGACUCUUGUUCAUCUUUAAUAUGAUGCUUAAUGCACUGUUUUCAACUUAAAUACAAAAAUACAUUUUCUUCCAGAAUGUUCAUUUUAGCAGUGUAAACUAGUUUGUUGUCAAUAAGAAAUGAGACUAAACAAGUAACCAACCAGUAUGGUGGAUGGCGUGACAUGCAAGUCGCUAGCGGCAUGAAUAGGGCAUGUGACUGUCUGUUCCAAACACAAAUUUACAUUCUCAAAACUACAGACACUUGUAUACACUGAAGACACUUUUAAGGACAGAGGAAAACGGUCAAAUAUGGCUGUUUUGUAUUUUUAACAUUUUAUAUUUUGACUCCAAACGCCAAAUUGUCAAUGCUAUUUUAGAUUAUAUAUUUUAUACAUUAAUGUAUUAGAAUGCUGUCUAUAAAUACACACACACACAUAUAUAUAUAUAUAUAUACAUACAUACACACACACAUACACACACAUAAUAGAACACUACAAUCCUGCACAUUUGAACAGGAGGGAGAGGUUUUUAAGUGUAAAUUAUCAGUCACCCUUUUCUGUCGCUGCAUCAGUUUGGAUAAAAUCAGUAGCUAGCCUUGUAACCAAGUAAGCAUAAUAUGUUUGGCCUUUCUCCAAAAGGGGUUUCUGUAUCCUGUCAAGUACACUACAAUGUAAUUAUGAGUAGAAAAUGGAUUUGCAGGAGGCGAAAUGAGUGUUUCAGAACAGCCACAGUCGUUUAAAGCUUGGCAAACACAUCUGCAAAUAUUGAUUUUAGCCUUGCGUUUAUAGUGCGUGGGACAACGAGUUGGGAUCCUCUAGGAAUGAUUCCGUUAUGCCACAAAUCUUCACCAUUUUUGCACUGCAGCUCGACCAGCAGUUGCUUCUCUCUCUCAGUUCAGUCUGAUGGUACGACCCAAUGAAUGUCCAUUUUCUCCAAUGAGGCCUUUGUAUGUAAGAAUUGGAGUGUGUACACAAACUGGGUACAAGCAACUUUCCCCCCGCUUUACCUAUUUCAGAUACAGUCAAGUAGGAUUAUGAUAUACAUCAAUGUGUUGGAAAAUAAAUCAGCAUUUUCUGAAACGUGUUAUGAAACAGUCAAUUAUAUUUGGUCCUGUUCUAGCUUCUCAAAACUUGGACCCAGCUGGGCUUCCCGAGUCAUUAGGUCUUUAUUUUCCUCAAGAAAAUGACUGCCAAAAAAAUGAUAAAACCUCUGGUUGAAUGUUUUAGUAUUUAGUGUUAUCAUGGCACGUGUAUGGCUAGACAACGCAGCUGCCAUAUGAAUUCCUGAAGUGAAGUGUGUAUUUUCUGCGCCACCAAAUGGGAUUGGACACUCCCUUCACGCCAUUGGUCAGACGAUAAUCUAGCCCCGCCCCAAAUUCACGCCAUUGGUUGAGCCAGUGUUGCGGCUGGUCAGGAUUCUCAAACACUAAAGUUUUGACGGCGCCACUGAGACGGUUUUACUUUCAUCGCGGGAUUUAGUUUAUAAAUGGCUUACAAGUAGGUAUCUGCAUAUUUAACUGGGAGGAGAAAGUAUCUAAACAUUAAAAUGACACACUUCAGUUUUAAUUCACUUCCUUGUGUUUGUUAUCCAAACGAAAGCACUUGAGGUAAGAGAUGUGAAGUAACGUUAAAUACCACAUUAUGUCCUGCUGAAUUCUGGCAUUUGCUAUUCCAGUGGAGCUUCAUCUUGGGUUGUCUUUGCUUAUCUGCCAUGCCAAAACUCAAUGCUGUUUUAUACAUCCAAAUAAACUAUUAUAAUAGUAAAC